AUGAUGUGCUCUUGCAGAAUAAGCUCUGUGUUUCCUGCUUGGCUUAAAACUCAAACAGGGCUGGGGUUUCUUUGUCUAUCAGAGGCCGAAAUUUCUGGCAAUGUCCCAACAUUGUUUUGGAAUUUAUCAUCCAAUCAUUUGCGCUUUCUCAAUAUAUCACAUAAUAAUUUAAGUGGAAUUCUACCUACUUUGCAACAUUCCUCCGUGGAGUUUAUUGAUAUGAGCCAUAACAAAUUUGAAGGCUUGAUACCUGAUUGGAACUCCUCAGGUUUGAACAUCAUUGAUCUAAGAAACAAUUCUUUAUUUGGUCCUAUUCCAUUAAGCUUUGCUUCAGCUAACCAAAUUCAAGUUCUUUCUUUAUCACAUAAUCAUAUUAAUGGCAGCAUACCAUUUUUUCUCUGUAACCUCACUAUUUUGAAAGCGCUGGAUCUAUCUAGCAACAACAUGUCUGGAGAACUUCCACACUGCUGGAAUCAGUCAUCACUGUUAGCAAUUAUUGAUUUAUCUAACAACAAUUUCUUUGGCAGCAUUCCUGAAGCCAUUGUGUUUGUCACCAAUCUUCAAUCAUUGCAUUUGCAAAAGAAUAGCCUAUCUGGAAAUCUCCCUUUGUCUCUGAAAAAUGCAAAAAAAUUGGUGGUUCUUGACAUUGGUGAAAACAGGCUUUCUGGAACAAUACCUUCAUGGAUUGGAAGUGUUGUAUCAUUAGUAGUCCUUCGCUUGAGAUCAAACUUGUUCGAAGGUUUAAUACCAGAGCAAUUAUUAAAACUCUCAUCUCUCCGGGUUCUGGAUCUUGCACAGAACAACCUCUCAGGUGUCAUUUUUCCUCAUACUUUUGGAGGUUUUAAAGCCAUGGUCACAAGUCACAGUGAAAAAUCCCAGCUCUUGAUUUCACAAUACGAUCAAGCUUUCUGGUGA
Messenger RNA from Dioscorea cayenensis subsp. rotundata (Guinea yam), 915 nucleotides. Its product is annotated as protein BRASSINOSTEROID INSENSITIVE 1-like. Gene Ontology annotation, molecular function: protein binding. The coding region runs from base 1 to 915 and encodes 304 amino acids. The transcript has 2 exons. The record is from RefSeq and is a predicted model, not a curated record. NCBI's taxonomy places the organism in Eukaryota, Viridiplantae, Streptophyta, Magnoliopsida, Dioscoreales, Dioscoreaceae.